This is a messenger RNA of Cotesia congregata, 2613 nucleotides long. The record is from the annotation of a GenBank genome assembly. NCBI's taxonomy places the organism in Eukaryota, Metazoa, Arthropoda, Insecta, Hymenoptera, Braconidae.
AUGACACUCGGAGAUAUGAGUCUUAUGUUAAAUAUUUCUUCGGCCUCUUCGCCGAAGACAGAGGCGCGGAAGGGCUCAAAUAAAAAUACUACUAAAAAAUCAAUUGAAGAAAAAAAAGUAACUAAUAAAAAUGAAGAUAGUAAAAAAAGAGUUAAGCAAAAAUCAUUGGCGGCAAUUGUUGCUCAGAAUCGAAACCGUGUAACUAAACUUGCUGCGACAAAUGCAGAUUCUAAUGUAAAGUUACCUGGAAUUUUAAAAAAUAAAAAUAAAAAUAAAGAAGAAACUAAAAGUAAAGAUAAAGAAGAAAAUAAAAGUAGUGAACUUAUUACUUUUGUAAAACCUUCGUCGACUGGUUUAAAAACAAUUUUAGCUAAGCCGAAAGUUGACAAGGCUAGUAAAUCUUUGGCUGAUAUUUACAACACAAAAUCAGAUGAUAAAUCUAGUAAAGUAGCUGAUACUUUUAACAAAAAAUCUAAAUCAGAUUCUAAUUUGUUACUGAAUUCUACUGUUACCGACGAAUCGCGAGAGAAAAAAACUGAAGAGUUGCCCGUAAAAAAUUUUACUGAUGACAGAUCGAAUUUUAAAAACAAAAGAUUUGGCGAUAACUCAAGAGCUAAAAAUAAUAAUGAAAAAAAAUACGAUAAAGAACGAGUUUAUAAUAACAAACCGUCUGGAAAAAUAUCCUCGCUGUUUGGAAAUAAUCCAGAUAUUCCAAAAAUUGGGCAAAGACUUGUUAAGCCGGUUAAUGAACCAGUUUUCAGUAAAGUCACAUUCGCUGAACUUGGUAUUCAUCCACAUGAAGUAUCGAAUUUAGAGAAAAAUAUGGAAAUUUUUCACGCUACAAUAGUCCAGCAAAAAUCAAUCCCUAAAAUUUUAUCUGGAAAGGACAUUUUAGUUAGAUCUCAAACAGGUUCCGGUAAAACUUUAGCCUACGCACUGCCGAUUGUUGAGUCAUUGCAGAAAAUAAGACCGAAAUUAUCGCGAAAUGACGGACUAAAGGCUUUAGUAGUCGUACCGACCCGUGAAUUAGCUCUCCAGACUUACGAGUGCUUUAUAAAACUAAUUAGGCCUUUCACGUGGAUUGUACCGGGAUACUUGGUUGGUGGAGAGAAGAGAAAAGCUGAGAAGGCUAGAUUGAGGCGUGGUUGUACUAUUUUAGUCGCUACACCAGGUAGAUUAUUGGAUCACAUAAAGAACACUGAAGCCUUGAGAGUAAAUGAUGUCAAGUGUUUGGUGUUGGAUGAAGCUGAUCGCAUGCUCGACAUGGGUUACGAGAAAGAUAUAUCCGAAAUUGUGUCUGCGUUAAAUGUAUCACAGUCGAACGAGAGCUCUGGGUAUGAUCCGAUGAAGUUACUUCGUCAGAACUCCGUUAAGAAAUUUGAUGAUGAAAUUGAGCAAGAACCCGCAGUACAAUGUGUUGAGGAAGAAAAAGAAGAAGAGGAGGAGGAUGAAGAAGAAGAAGAAAAUAAAGAGUAUCAUUCAGCCACAGAUAGUGACAAUGAUUCUGAGGACUUGGCUGUUAAAAAACAAAAAGCCAAAAAAUUAAAUAAAGAAAAAAAUAAAUCCAACGAUAUCAGUAAUGAGGAAAAUAAAAGUACGACUGUCGAAGAAGGUAGACGUCAGAUUAUUUUGUUAUCGGCAACUUUGACGAACGCGGUUGAAAAACUCGCCGGGCUCACUAUGACCAAUCCGGUACUUAUCGACGCCGCUGCAGAUAAUUUAAAAAAUUCAACUGGUAAUAUGAGUGACAUUAAUGAAGAUUUAAUUGUACCUCAAAACAUGGUAGAUUAUUACACAAAUAUUUUGUCUUCAACGCUAACUAAAUUAGAUGAUAAUGAUAAUGAUGAUGAUGAUGAUGAUGAAGAUGAAGGGAUGGAUCCUCUAAUAGACGUGGAAUUUUUUAAAUUACAUGGGAGCAUGACGCAAAAAGAAAGAACGGAAGUCUUUAAGACUUUUAGACUGUCUCGUACGGGCGUUCUUCUCAGUACGUACACCGGACCUUUGUCAGCGCGCGAUUAUGUCCACCGAAUUGGGCGUACGGCUCGUGCAGGAACCUCAGGCACGGCGAUUAUUUUCUUGACGCCGCCGGAAAUAGAAUUCAUCCGCAUGCUCGAGUCACGUAAGAUACGAAUAAAACAAGAGGACAUGGAUGAGAUAUUGGCGAAGCUGAUGGGACCGCUGUCGCGACAGCACACGAUCCAAGAAGCCGCCACAAGUCUGCAGAAUAAAUUUGAGAAUUUUUUGCUGAAUGACAGUAAGCUGUACAACGCGGCUUGCAAGGCUUAUUCCUCCUGGGUACGCUUCUACACGAGUUAUCCGCGGGAAAUGCGCGAGAUCUUUAAUCGGCAAACUCUUCACUUGGGUCACUAUGCCAAGAGCUUUGCUUUGAGAGAUCCGCCCCAGCGAAUUGGCUCUGUCAACAAACAGAUCCGUGAAAAAAAUCCUGAGAAACCGGUUCAUAAUAAUCGUCUAUCUAAUAACAGGCCUGAAAGAAUAAGGCACAAACAAUCCAAGGAGCAUGGACUCGGUGCCGGCGCAUUAAAACGAUCACGAAUGCUAAAUGUUUCCGAGUAUGGAGAUGGAUUGGCGCCUAUGAAGAAAUCUAAAAAAUAA